Molecule: messenger RNA, 919 nt
Organism: Blepharisma stoltei
Lineage: Eukaryota; Ciliophora; Heterotrichea; Heterotrichida; Blepharismidae
Source: the annotation of a GenBank genome assembly
AUGUCUUAUGUAGGAGAGCGUAUUGCGAAAGUUAUGGCAUCUCGAGGCUUGUGCUCCAGACGAGAAGCUGAAAAAUGGAUAACUCAGGGCAGAGUUAAAGUUAAUGGUGCUACUCUUGUCUCCCCUGCUUUAAAUGUUACAGAUGCAGACACAAUUUUGAUUGAUGAUAAGCCGAUUCCUAAACAAGAUUUACUCCGCUUAUGAAAAUUCCACAAGCCAAAAGGCUACAUCACUACUCACAGAGAUCCGCAGAAAAGGCCCACUUUGUUUUCUCUUUUACCGAAAGAUUUUCCUAGAGUAGUUUCUAUAGGGAGACUUGAUAUGGAUUCUGAAGGUCUUAUUCUGUUAACAAACAGUGGAGAAAUCGAGCAUAAAUGAGAACUGCCUUUAUAUGGGUGGAUUCGAUCUUAUAGAGCAAAAGUAUUAGGCUCCGUUGAUCAAAAAAAGCUAGAAAGUUUGAGAGACGGCAUUACUAUUGAUAAUUUUCAUUAUAAAUCAGCUAUUGCAAAAAUUGAGUCACAAGAUGAAAAGUUCGCCUGGUUAAAUGUGCAGUUGACAGAGGGAAAGAACAGAGAAGUAAGAAGAAUUUUUGAUUACUUAGGCUGGCCUGUUCAGCAGCUGAUUAGAAUUGGAUUCGGACCUUUUGAAUUAGGCAAUUUGCAGAGUGGAAAAUUCGAAGAAAUUGAUCUAACUUCAUUAGAAAAAAUAUUUUUGGGAAAAUAAUCUCAAUAGCUCUAAAUUUUAAAUAGUUUUUGGAUACAAAAACAUAAAUGAUAUAAAAGAAAUUAGAUUUUUCAUGAAAUCUCGGUUUUAGGAUCGAUAAAAAAUUGUUUCAUUAAGCUUUAAAAAAAUUAUCGAAAAAAAAAAUAUUUCUCUAAUCUUACCGGGAUUAGUAAGCAACUAUAAAUACUUACUUUAA